AUGCCUGGAGAUUCAGCAAUUACUUUAAGGUCUUUACAAGUAGACCAAAAAUCAUGGACCGUUCGUCUAAGAGUAUUAAGACCUGGGAGUGAAAUAGCAUGUGGAACAAAUUUAUUGUCAAGGAUAAGGAAAAUGAUCAUGGUUGAUGAAGAAGGAACAAGGAUUGGAGUCGUAAUUUUCAAAGAUGAAAUCCAACAAUUCAAUCAUAUAUUUGAGAAUCACAAAUCGUAUGCUAUCUCUAAUGGACAAGUCCAACGGAGUAACCAGGAUUACUUCAAUGCACACCCACUAAUGGAGUUGGUCCUCAAGAAGUACACAACCGUCAAGGAAAUUGGUGAAACAAUCAACGUAGAUAGUACGAUAGUCUACAACUUCAUGAAGUUUCCAGACAUAGAUUCAACUAUUCACAACAGGAAAGCAAUAGAUGUCUGUGGAAUUGUUAUCAAGGUCAAGGACAAGAAAAAAACACAUACUGCAAGAGGGGCUACUAAAUAUGUGCGAGAAAUAACACUAAUGGACAAUGAAUGUCACUCGGUGAUAGUUUCACUUUGGGAGGACAUGGCAACAAAUGAAGGAGGUGAACUUCAAGAAAUUGCAGCUGAAAAUCCCGUCAUUUCACUAGCACAGGUCACAGCCAGAAAAUACCAAGGUGAAUUACAGUUACAAACAACAAUGGCGUCGAUAAUGCAGAUUUACCCAACAAAUGAUGAAGUUCAACAUCUUCAAGCAUGGUUAGCCCAAAUUAACGAUCCAUUGAAAAUACAAGCAUUAGCAAUGAAGGAAAGGAUAAAAAAGGCAAACAAAGUUACUCUUCAUGAGAUAAUACAUAACAGAUUUUUACUAUCUGAGGAUGAAUAUUAUUUCUUCAAAGCUACUGUUAAUAAGGUAGAAAAUAAAUCAUACAUAUGGUAUGAUUCAUGCACAAAAUGUAAUUCAGCAAUCUCCAAGAAUGGUGAUACAAUGGCUUGCAGAAAAUGCAACAUCGAACCGUCAUACAGGUUGCUUCUAAAUGUCACUCAAGAAAAUGAGAGAGCACUUAUUACUAUAUUUGAAGAAGCAGCAAUGUUGUACGUUGGAUGUCCAGUCAAUGAAUACUUGAUGUCAGUGGAGAAGGAAGAAAAUGAUUCUAAAUACUUCAGGGGAUUGAGCUUACAAACAGGAAUGGAAUUUCAAUUUCUCAUUGCACUUAACAAGAAGGCAACCAUUGUUAAUGGUCAACUCAAUGUUGUGGCGGAAGCGAUUGAAAAAAUACAACUCGAAAAUCAAAAGCCUGCAAAACAUGUUGACAAAAUUGUCCAACGAAAAAAACUCAACACCCUUCAAGAUGAAGACGAAAUACUGAUGGGUACCUCGAAGGCUAAAAAUUCCAACACUACAACAAAGAGGCGACAAACAAAGAAAAAUAUAAAUUGCGAUGAAAAUGUCUACAUUUCCAGUGAUGAUGAUGAGACAAUACAACAAUUAUUCAAGAAAAUAAAAAAGAAGUCAGAUUCAACAUAUGGAAGCAAAGAUGUUCAAUUCAUUCAAGUGAAAAAGGAGAAAUCGUGA
Molecule: messenger RNA, 1548 nt
Organism: Erythranthe guttata (spotted monkey flower)
Lineage: Eukaryota; Viridiplantae; Streptophyta; Magnoliopsida; Lamiales; Phrymaceae
Source: RefSeq, a predicted model, not a curated record